Messenger RNA from Trichosporon asahii var. asahii CBS 2479, 1515 nucleotides. RefSeq lists its product as uncharacterized. Bases 1 to 1515 code for a protein of 504 amino acids. Lineage: Eukaryota; Fungi; Basidiomycota; Tremellomycetes; Trichosporonales; Trichosporonaceae. The record is from RefSeq and is a predicted model, not a curated record. The transcript is spliced from 5 exons.
AUGUUCGGAGCAGGAGUCCUCGCUAGCGCACUGCUGGCUUCGGUGGCGACGGCGCAGAUGAACCAGCUAAGGACGGCGUGGACGACAAAUCCGGGAUCCGCAACGCUCGACUUUGGGCCGAGUACCUUCCCCGUCGACCCAAGCCAAGGAUGGAACUUCACCACGCUCGAGCAGAGUGACGGCGUCAGUCUCUGGAUCCCCCCGCUCUUCGACCGCGAGCCGCGAGCGUACACGACUCUCCGUGGAGCCAACGUGACCGCGCAUUUCUACGGGCACGGUGCUGCUGUGAGGGGACGUGUUUUCGAAGACAACAGCACCAUCUCCUUGACGCUCGAUGGAGACCGCCGCUUCACGAACUCGACUGUGCUGCAGGGCAGCGCGGAUUACCGCAAGCUGAUUGAGAUCUACGACGAUGACCCGGUGAACAGGUGGAGGACUUUGACCAUCACGCUCCAGAGCGGAGGGAUGCAGCUGCGCAACGUGUCCUUCCUGCAGACGGUUACCAUGGGCUACCAGUAUACCCAGGAUGCGCCUUACAUGGGGGUGAACGCCACCCAGUUCGACACCGACGAGAUCGACAAGUUCUACACCACCACCGGCAACUGGAAGACGGAGAAGCUGCUCGAGCCCAACUAUGCGGCGAUGGAGGCACCACAUGUCGUCGGUGAUCCGGGCGCCACCAUUGCCUUCCGGACAUGGCCUGGGGCUUCCACUCUCAUCAUGCGAGGUAUCCACGGUCGAGAGGCUGGUGAGAUCAAGUACAAGAUCGAGCCCUUGCCCCACGCGGGGUUCCCUGCGGAAGUCACUGCCAACCUCGGCCGCCCGAUCGAGGCUGUCAACUACUUUGCAGAGGUGGUGCUGGACCCAACCGUGCGGUACAACGUCACGAUCACCAACAGCGACCCGAAGCGCAAGUUCAAGUACGGCGCUGCGCUCUUCUACCUCUCUAGCGACACAUACAAGACUUGGACACCAGAGGAGGAGUACCCCAAAAAUGAAACAACAGAAACGACCGAACCAACGACUGAGCGUAAGUCAUGGUUGGAGGUAAAUGCUAAUGCGAUAGCUGUCAAGGAGGACGGUGGAACGAACGUCGGCGCGAUCGUCGGAGGUGUUUUUGUCGUCGACGACACUGCCAUGGCGUCUGCGAUGCACGUAACCCCGAUGCCCCUCCCCGCCGCAGCUAUCAACUCUGGCCAGACCUAUACCCCGCACCACCCCUUCCACCCGCCGCAGGAGGCCGACGCCGGUCCCGUCAACAGCAUGGACACGGUGCCGCCCAGCUACAACCCUGCUUGGGCUGGUCCUUCAACAAGCUCUGAUCCCGAUGGAGCGACUCCCUCGAACACUGUGUCGCGCUCCAGCUUCAUGUCAUCCACCCCCACCCAGGGCGCACUUCACCUGCACAGCGGUUACGACCUGAAAAACCUUCGUGCCAUGGAUGAGCCUGCCGAGGAGGAGCCGCGUCCCGAGGCGCCGCCUCUGCCGACGAAGACGAAGCCGCCUGGGUCAUAG